This is a messenger RNA of Alternaria novae-zelandiae, 1389 nucleotides long. RefSeq lists its product as uncharacterized. Gene Ontology annotation, molecular function: sedoheptulose-bisphosphatase activity. Lineage: Eukaryota; Fungi; Ascomycota; Dothideomycetes; Pleosporales; Pleosporaceae. The transcript is spliced from 6 exons. The coding region runs from base 1 to 1389 and encodes 462 amino acids. Gene Ontology annotation, biological process: ribose phosphate biosynthetic process. The record is from RefSeq and is a predicted model, not a curated record.
AUGGCCUCACUGCAUGUCUACAAUGGAGCCGCGGGUGUUCAGAACAAGAGCCAGAAAGCCAUCAUUGAGCCUGUCGUUGACUUCCUAGACUUGAACCGACUAGCGCCAGCAAACAACCAUGUCGACAUUGUACCUCGCCAGACGUACAUCAUAACAUGCAUUGGGGGUCGUUGCACCGACAACAUCAGCCGGCCUACAUCGGGUGUGCCACAGCCAACGACAAGCAAAGUCACAACGACAACAACAACCAAGAAGCCUGAGCCGACCACAUCAAGCAAGAAGCCCGAGCCUACACCUACAACCACUUCAAAGAAGCCUGAACCACCCAAGUCAAGUACGAAGCCAGCACCAACGUCGACCACUACGACCAAGAAGCCUGAACCGCCCACGACUAGCAAGAAGCCAGAGCCUACCCCGACAAAGACUACCAUCAAGACGACUACAAAGACUACCGAGAAGCCCACAAAGACGACCACUGAGGAGACUGGCCCGAGCAGCACGAGAUGCCCUGUGCCUGCUUACUACAAGUGCGGAGGCUGGGAUUACACUAAGCCUUGGGACGGCUGCACGGUCUGCGAAAAGGGCUCAACAUGCGUAGAACAGAACGCAGGUCUACGAAUAGACACAAUGCCCGACCCACGAGUCUUCAUAAUCCGCCACGGCGAAACAGAAUGGUCGCUCAACGGACGCCACACAGGAGUCUCAGACAUACCACUCACCGAAAACGGCGAGAAGCGCGUAAAAGCCACUGGCAAAGCGCUCGUCGGCGACGACAGAUUGAUCGUGCCGAGCAAUCUAGCCCACAUCUACGUCUCGCCCCGCACACGCUCCCAACGUACCCUCGAACUCCUAAACCUCGGCUGCAAAGAACGCUACCCCUGGCACUCCACCUCGAAACCGCACACGCCUGACAUCCGCACACACGCCACAAUCGAAGUAACAGAAGCAGUCCGGGAAUGGGACUACGGCGACUACGAAGGCCGCGUGACCUCUGAAAUAAAAGCCGACCGCGAGAAACGCGGAUUGGGAUCUAACUGGGACAUAUGGAAAGACGGGUGUGAAGGCGGCGAGAGUCCAGAAGAUGUGACGGAGAGACUGGAUAAGCUGAUCAAGGAGCUGAGGGAGAAGUAUCACAAGGGUAAGUUUGGGAAGGAUGGGAAGCCGAAUGAUGUGCUUAUUGUGGCGCAUGGGCAUAUUUUGAGGAGCUUUGCGGCGAGGUGGGUGGGGAAGAGGUUGGAGGAGAACCCUAGCUUGAUUCUAGAGGCCGGUGGUGUUGGCACGUUGAGUUAUGAGCAUCAUAGUAUUGAUGAACCGGCGAUUUUGCUGGGUGGUGCUUUCGUGGUUGAUGUUGUGGAGAAGGAACAGGAGGAGAAGAACGAGAAGGCGUAG